CCCAAACCCCAGCAUGAUCAGCUGAUAUUGUUUAUGUUUGAAAAUGAAAACAUCUUUGUUAAUAUGCUAACUAUAUUUAAUUUAGUUUAUACCUGAUAGCAACACUAUAAUUAUCAAAGUAAGCUUUAGUUUUAAAUGUAGGACUUAUCAAUUUGAUUAGAACAAUUUAGUUUAAAUUCAAAUAAAAAAGGUCAGUCACUAGGCAGGACUCUUACUCUUACCACUUCCGACUUACACUCUGACUUACUCUUACUAAGUCUCACUUGACUUCACUUAGUCAUAGUCUUAGUAGUCUUAGUUUUCCUCACUUAUUAAGUCUUAAACUUAAGUCUAAGUAAAUAAGUUAGACAUAAUAAAAAUGUCAUAAUUAUAUUAUUAGCCUAUUAUAUUCAAUACAAUUAAUACAACAUUAUUGUGACUAACACUACACUCACACUUUGACUGACACAGUCUCCCAAACUGUUUUUACUCAGACUCUACUCCUUUUUUUUUUUUAAAGUAAAUUACAAUGGACCUCAUGUCCAUGUAUAUAAUAUUAAUAUAGUUAUUAUAAGAAAAGACCAGACAUGUCUUUCUACUUUCUUUCUGUCUGUCUCAAUGCUCAGCUCCAGCGGGAAAACCAUAUUUUUUGGGGUCAAAAGUGUGUACGUUAAGUAAACGUAUACGACACUAAAAAACACCAAUGUAGGCCUAACUCAGAAUUAUUUUCGUCAUAUUAGUCAUAUUAACAAGUGCAAGCAGAAAACAAAAGUUUUUUUGUUGUUUGUUAGCAUGCUAUAGCCUAUAGCAAGUGUUCAGGCGGGUAAUAUCAACAACCUUUUCAAUGGAUUUUUAUUUUAAAUAGAAAUUGUGCUUUCCAAAAUGACACCAAAGAUCCGGUAAAGGAAAAAAAUCACAAAAAUUGUGUGAGUUUAGUUUGUGAACUUUUGUGAAUUAUCACAUUUAAAAUAAGAUAAGAAGAAAAAAAAAAGAUUUUAAACUGAAACUUUGAUUUACAAAGCAUUGCAACAUUUGGAAAGUGAUUAUAGUCAGUAUCAUGGUCAGGGGUAGGGGAGCAGAAAUCUAGGGUGCUGAAGGCUCCCUAAGGAAAGUAGAGGAGCUGUCUGGGCUUGGAGGGGUUAUUUCUAGUUAAUAAUAUCAAAGUAACCAACAAGCCUUAAACUAUACAUUGAUUUUGAUUGAAAAUCCACACUAGGCAAUCACAGAGAUAUGUAGAAAAAAAAUUAGUUUAUGAUAUUCAAACUUUGAGGGACGGAUCUAAUUAAAAUUUGCUAUAAAAUUUUAUUAUUUUCAGUUUGCAGAUACUUCUACUGUUAAUAUGUAAUAUCUUAUGCUAUCAUUUAAUUUCAGGUAUAUAAAUGGCAGCAGCGUCCUCUAAUGAGAGUAAUGGGGCCAUAGAGUUUUUAAUUGGUGGAAUAGCUACGUGCGGUGCUGGCUUCUUUACAAAUCCAUUAGAGGUUGUGAAAACACGUAUGCAACUGCAGGGUGAACUAAGAGCCCAUGGAGAGUAUGCGGUAAUAUACAAACCACUUGAAUAUCUUUGUUAUUCUGUUCCGCAUUUUUCAAUGUGAUGAUGUAAACAAAUAAAAUAGGUAUUCAUUGACAAUAUUCAUCUUUUCUUCAUUAGAUCAGCCAGAUGUCUUCUCAGUCCAAUUACCAAAUUGUACAAAAGGUUGAGAAUAGAAAUGUUGUUGUUUGUAGCUGUUAAAGGAGCACAAAAGUAACAGUUAAUGUCUAUAUGAAUUUUGCUUGUAUUAUUAACCACCACACUAAAUAUUUGUGUAAUGAAAAGACUCCAUGUGUUACUUUGACUUGUAGGUACACUACCGCAAUGCAUUCCAUGCUUUUGUUACAAUUGCAAGGAACGAUGGUUUACUGGCUCUACAGAGUGGUCUUGUGCCAGCUUUGUGGUAUCAGUUUUUUAUGAAUGGAACGAGACUAGGAACAUACCAGGUAUGUUUACAUAAAAGUUUAUAAUUACUGGGUUUUGAUUUAGCUGUAAUGCUUCCAAUAUCCCACUUUAGUGAGGAAAAUUAAUUAUUAGUAAUUGGUAUCAGUCUGUGUGUUAAUGAUUUUAGUUUAUCAUUUAUUAUAAACAUUAAUGGGAAUUGAAUACUACUAUUUGUAUAAAAUACCAUCAUAUCUUCUUACAGAUACAAGUUAACUUGGGCCUUACCAAUGAUAAAAAUGGUCGUCAUAGUUUUUUGCGUAGUGUGGCAGCAGGGGCUUUCGCUGGCUGCGUUGGUGCUCUUGUUGGCAGCCCCUUCUAUAUGGUAAGUUAAAUUUAAACUUCUUUGGUCCACUGAGUGGUCUAAGUCAUUAACACAGGGGCCUCAAACUCAAAUUUUAAAAGUUGUCAGAAAUGAAGUAAGAUAUCAUAAGAUGGUUAGGGGGCAACAAACAUUUGAAAUUUGGGUCAUUAGCAUUUAUGAUAAAUGCAUUUUUAAAAAAGCAACUUUUGAUGGUGAAAAUACUUUCUCUGAAGUACCACAGCCUUCCAGUUCCACUAACUACAAAAGGAAAAGGCAUACAUUCUGGAAUGAACCUGAGUCACACAAAAAUGAAAGACUCUAUUAAUGUCAGUUUGUGUCAUUAUAUUGCAUGUACAUUUUUCUUGAUGUCAUGUAGCCAGUGCAUGUUAUGCUGCUUAAAAUUAUCAUUCAUUUGAAAAAUUGUCUGUGGCAAAAAGUUUUAUGAAUUCUUGAAGUUGUGUAUUUUUACACUUUUUCGGUUGAAAAAUAAAAACGACUAAAAAGCAUUCUAUUUAUUUUUCAUUCUUUAAAAACUUUUGAAUGACUAGUUCUAGUUGCUUAAAAAAAUUGGGCUGAAAUAUUUUAAACUUAGGAGCAAAUGCCUGGAGUUCUCUGUUGAUUGUUUUAGAAAAUAUAAGUCCUUAAAAAUGGCCCUUUUGAAAACGAAAAAAAAAAUCAAAUUUGAAAAUAUUGCAUUUCUCGUUUAUUUAGACAUAUCUAUUUUAAAAAAUGUCUUAUAUCUUGAAAUAAAAAGUUAUAUCAGGUGAAACUCACCACAAAUGUCUGCUAUGUAUAGAUAAUUUCAGUUUGGAAUUGUUUGGAAAUCCUACUACGACUACAAUACAAAAUCUAAUGUUCCGGUGUGAUUUUUUUUGUUCUUCAUGUUUCAUGAAGCUUUUGUUUCAUUUCAUGUAUUAGAUAAUUUUACAUGGGUAAUUUUUAUUCAUUUUAAUUAUCAGGUUAAAACACAUCUCCAGUCUAAGGCAAAUAAAGAAAUUGCUGUUGGACACCAACAUCCACAUGAAUCAAUGUCUCAUGCAUUCAAGGUAAGGUUUAAAAGAAGGGGUUCUAUAAUUUGAACAGCACAUUUUCUGUUACAAUGAGCUUUUACCAACAAUAGGAAGUAUUAGAAACUGUCUUGCAUUUGUUUAUUUUAAUCUGUUUGUUUUUUAAUGUAGAUUUUAGAGGAACUAUUUUCAUCAAUCUUAACUUAUUUCUAAAGAUUGGGAAACAUAUUUGAGACUGUAUUCCUUUGUGAAACUUAACUUACGCUGCUUCGGCCAACAGAUCACAAAUUAAAAUAAAAUUGAAAAUAAAAAGAACCUGAGUUCAUAGAAUAUGACACCAUCUUUCUUCUCUUUUAACUGUAUUUCAUAAUUCCCAAAUCUCCUUACUAUGAUCUUUUUCCAUUUUAUGCAUUUGUACUGUGAGUGUGUGUUCAUGUAAUUAAAUUUUUGGUUUGGCAAUUGAACAAAAUGAAAAUGUUCCUCUUUCUGACUGUCCUAAAUUUCAGAGUAUUUUUAAAGAUCAUGGUGUAAGUGGAUUAUGGCGGGGAGUCAGUGGUGCCAUUGUAAGGGUGACAGUGGGGUCAGCAUCACAGCUGUCUACAUUCUCUGCUGCUAAACAUUUUGUAGAGGAGUCCAAAGUAAGAUAUUUUUUUUAAAGAAACCAUUAGAUUUAUUUGUCAGCAUAAGAGAAAAAUAGUCUGGAGUUAACAUAAAAAAUAUACCAUAAACUUUAUUCAAGAGUCCUAGAAUAUUUUGAAAGUCAAAAUGUCCCAGAAAAUAUUUACAUUCUUGUUAACAGUAAAACAAAAAAAUGUAUACCUCUGUUUAGGUAAUAAAUAUGUAAUAUAUUUCAGAUAUUCAAGCCAAACAGUUUUAAUGUCACUUUUUCUGCAAGUAUGGUCAGUGGUAUCUUUGUUACACUGUUCAUGACACCAUUUGAUGUUGUAUCCACAAGACUUUACAACCAGGCAGUGAGUCCUAAUGGGCAAGGAGCGUUCUAUUCCGGUGUUGCAGACUGUUUUUUCAAAAUCUUCAAAUCUGAAGGGUUCUGGGGUUUUUACAAAGGUUGGGUCCCAUCCUAUUUAAGAAUUGGCCCACAUACGACAAUAAGUUUAGUGCUUUGGGAUGAAGUACGGAAGAUCUACAUAGCCAGGAAAGACUUGAAAGUCCCAGCAGAAUUGUAACAGUGCCAGAGAUGUGUUCACAUUGUUUCUUAUAGAAUUUCUUGUUGGAUCCACACUCAGGCGUCUUUCUUCUUUUUUUGCCUUAAUUCUAGAUGUUUAAGAGUUUGAGCAGAGAGGUGUUUUUUGCAGUUAGAACAUAUACUGGUGAAGUGUGUGCUGUUAUUAAGUGGAAUAUAGUGUAAACAGAAUUUUGUCCAAUACCACAUUACACAUAAGAUAUAUAGUAGAAAACUAUUUACUUACCCAGAAAGCAAAUAUUUUUACGAAUUGGUUCUUUUUUUCCAAGUUCUCUACAUAUUCCCUCAUCAUUCAAAUAAAAUACAAACUUGGAACUUCCUUCCUUCCCUUGGGGGAAGUGAAUGUCUUAAAAUGGAAAUGAAUUACGAGGCUCCAUGUUUUGGUCAUGUAGGAGUCCAUACUGUCCCUGACUUCACUUGUCAGUCUUUUUUAAAUAUUUACAUUCAAUAAAACAUUUGCCUCUGUAAUAUCAUCCAACUAUGCAAAGCAUAAUAUAAAUAAAUAAUUCUAUAUGCAGGGAGAAUUAAAUCCAGGAUAAAUAAUAUGAUCUGUUAAUGUUUCAUUCUCAUGAAUCUUGAAUGUUUUUGAAAUUUUUGUUACAUUUAUGUGCAUAGGUCACAAAAAUAUUUAGAGACACAGGGGUCUCAAACUGAAACGACUUAAAGGGCAGCAUUGGGAUAAUGUUGAAGUGCCUUCAAGCCACAUAGUACUUCACAUCUUAUGGAUAAACAGUGGGGGUCUUAUAACAAUAUAUGAAAACAAUAAGUUUGACUGUUGCUUGAAUAUUCUUUGAUUGCUGCAAGUUUCUUACCCCUGGUCUAGCAAGAGGCAUAGUCGUUUUAAUAUCCUUUAAAAAACAAAUAAUAUGAUAUGAGCACCAUGUACUACAAAAUGUAAAAAUAUAAUGUUGAUGAGUAUGACAUAAAAAGGAGUAUGCACCUCUUUUAAUUUAUCUAUCACAAGCUCUUUGGAAGGUCUGAUCUGAUCAAAUGCUAAAAGCUGAUUGAAUCAUAAUUCAUUAGUUCCAAGAAUGAAAUCCCUCUGACCACCAAUGAUUGUAAAGAUAUAAUUAACUGUUUCAUUUAUGUUAUUGUUUAGACCAUAGUUAAUGUAUGAUUAAAUUUUUUUUUUCAUUUUUUCAUAUUUAAUUAAAAUGAAGGACCAAUAUUUUUUGCUGGUCGUAGCAUAGAAACAAUUUUAUUUUUGUAAAUGGAGUCAACAGGUUGAAUGUACAAAAUAAUUAGUAUAUUUUUUUUUAUGAAGUUCUCAGGAAGGUGGUGUUGAAAGUUUGAUGUUAUACUUUUUACCAAGGCCAAAGAUAUGUUUUGAAUUUGUUUGAAAAUAUUUAGUACCGGUACAAUUUGAUGUUAAAAACAAUAAAGUAAUUAAUCCAUGAGAAAACAAACAUUAGUAUUAGUAAUUUUGUUGACUCAACUGAGUACGUCACAUAAACUUUGUGAUGAUAAUUCCAAAAGGAUAUUUGUUCAGUUCAUGUCAUUACUUGUAUUUAAAUUUUAGAAAGUGGGAUAUAGAUCCUUUUUAUUUUGUGGAAUUAUUUAUACUUUCGGGUUAUUGGCAUGCUUAAUAUAAUUUUAAUUAUAAUAUGUUAUAAUAAGUUAUAAAUUAUAGAUGAAUUAUUCUAUAUUUCUGAUAAAGUUAACUUGCACUUGCAUGUACAUUGAAGAGGCCUCUCAGCCCCCCAGUUGCUUUUGUAGCCCUUGCAACCAGUGUAAUAUCCUCUUCCAUAUCAGGCACACAAAACAUUGCGAAUCUCAUCUACAUACAUAGGAACCAGAAUGAUCAACAUUGAUUGUGGGCCCUUAAUAUAUAGAAGAAUAAAUGGAGCAGUUACUCUACAGAGUCAUGAGGCUCUACAAUACUCCACUGUGUCAUUGUAAUGGGCAGCUGUAGUUAGAUCCAUUAUCUGGCAGCUGCUUCAGUGUACCAAUACAACUAAAAGCAAUCUACUGACAAUUACUUAACCAGUGAAGAUAGUCAUAAAAUCUGAUGUUCUUAUAAUUAUUUUUACAUUUGAAUUUUGUUUCCUUAUAGCAACGAAAACCCAAGCUGAGAGACUAGUUGGGUGUUCAACAUAAAUUGAAAAUUUGUUUCACUGCUUUUCAGAGUUUGCUUUUCAUAGUCAUAAAAGAAAAUUUUAAAAUGUCUUUUGUAUUUUGGAAGAUGUGUCCUUUUCAACAAUUUAUUUGUUCUCUCAAUGUUGGUGGAGAAGAGAUUUCCUCCACAUCUGUUACUGACAUUUAUUUUCAUAAUUUAUAACUAAAACCAAAAAAAAAGGAUGUGCAUGUAAUUAAAGUAAGCUUUACAGAAUCCAUUGGAGUGGUG
Molecule: messenger RNA, 6804 nt
Organism: Lymnaea stagnalis (great pond snail)
Lineage: Eukaryota; Metazoa; Mollusca; Gastropoda; Lymnaeidae
Source: the annotation of a GenBank genome assembly